Messenger RNA from Gymnodraco acuticeps, 1088 nucleotides. RefSeq names its product M1-specific T cell receptor alpha chain-like. NCBI's taxonomy places the organism in Eukaryota, Metazoa, Chordata, Actinopteri, Perciformes, Bathydraconidae. Bases 85 to 837 code for a protein of 250 amino acids. The transcript has 7 exons. The record is from RefSeq and is a predicted model, not a curated record.
AGUGCUGCUGUGAAGAGAACCAUCCUCACACUGAAUGCUGAACAUCAGCUACUUCCUGCUGCUGAUUUAAACCUUGUUGUAGAGAUGGAACAUUGGCUGUGGAUUAUUCUUGCUGCUCUCUCCUUUGAGUGUAAAGGACAAGACACAGUGACCCAGACAACAGGAGAAGUCAGCGCUACUGAAGGAGACACAGUUACAAUUGACUGCACAUUUAAGACAACUGACAAAUAUCCCUAUCUGUUCUGGUACAAACAAGAAGUCAAUGGUUACCCAAAGUACAUGUUGAUGCGUUGGACAGGAACUGGAGAGAAUGCUGUAGAGUUCCAGAAAGACAGAUUUGAUGCUACAAUCAACGAGACAUCAGUUCCUCUGCAGAUCUCCUCUGCUGCAGUGACAGACUCUGCUGUGUACUACUGUGCUCUGAGGCCGAAUACUGGAGGAUAUAAGAUGAUCUUUGGAAGAGGAACCAGAGUAACCGUGGAAACCAAGGAAGAGUACGAGCCGUCCUUCUACAAGCUGGAGGCUGAACCCACGCCGCUGUGUCUGGCCACCGGCUUCAGCAGAAUCCGAGCUGCGGAUCAAGACAAAAGUGACAUCUUCAACAACAGGGCGGGCGCCGUGAGGAUCGAGGGGGACUCACUGUUCAACCAGGUGGGCUACCUGUCCUCUAAUCAGACGUGUGAGACAGGGGGUGGACCGGGUGACUGCGAUGACUCUUUGCAGCCAGACCCUCAGGUGAACCUGGCGUCUCUCACGGUGCUCGGGCUGCGGCUCCUCUUCAUGAAGACCGUGGUGUUCAACGUCCUGCUGACGCUGCGCCUCUGGAUCACUUCCUGAGAUCCUGGAGCACGACGGACGGGUGUCUGUUUCCUGUUCUGUAAAAAUAUAAACUCAUCUGUCGAUAUCUUCAGACUGCGGACACACGGGGAAACAUCCUGUCUCAUCUUCAUCCUGUUUAAACUUCCUUAAUGGUGUUGUGGAUAAUAAUGAAUGCAUUUUGUAAAUAUCUAACAUUUAACAGUAAAAGAACUUGUCGAAUCUCUGUGCGAUAUUUCCUGUGACGUUCAAAUAAAAACUGAGAAAACAAA